AUGCUUUCGAGCCCCACAUCGCCUAAUCGGGCAGGUACACCCAGACCCUCCAAAAGAUCCCCCAGUCGGAGUUAUUACUUAAAUGCAUUGGGAUCCUUCUGUCUCCCACCGCAUACUUCUCUCUCUCUCACUCUCACUCUCACUCACCUUGGAUUCUCGUGGGAUCCUUUGGUAUUCUCUGCAUCUCAAACCCUUAUCAUCUCACUUGUCGCACCCCACGUUGCCACGAUGGUGACCCACGGCCCUCACCCGUUCGACCCAAUCUCCCCCGGGGAGAUUAAGCUUGCCGUCAAGGUUCUGGAGGCAACUUUCCCCGGUGUUUCUCUACGCUACAAGCGCAUUGACGUCAAUGAGCCCAUCAAGAAGGAUGUUAUCGCAUACAUUGAAGCAGAGCGUCUGCGACGGCCACUGCCACCACCCCCAGCCCGUCUUCUCUAUGUCCUCUUCCACCGACUUGAUACCGGCGCAUUCUACAAGGCCAUCCUCAAUGCCGACAAACGCUCCAUUGUUUACGCCAAGGAGCUUCCAAAGGAAGUUCAAGGCCCUAUCGAUAUCGAUGAGAUUGCUGGCAUCGAGGAGAUGUGCAUGAAACACCCCGCCGUCCUGGCCGAAAUCGAGAAGUUGCAAUUACCCGCCGGCGUGACAGUCUGUAACGAUCCUUGGAUGUACGGCACAGACAACGACACCGAGGACCGACGCCUCUUCCAAUGUUUCAUGUACAUGGUCGAAGUCGACCACCCUCAGAACAAUCACUACUCUCUCCCUUGCAAGUUCUCACCAGUUUUUGAUGGGUUGACCCACGAGUUGGUCCGCAUGGACUACCUCCCUGGUGGAGCUGAUUUCGAGACCUCCACAACCCAGCCUUGGAAGCCCGUCAAGACAGUGCAGUAUGCCCACGAUCUCUUGGAUGAGCCUGUUCGCACCGAUCUCAAGCCUUACAUUGUGCAACAGCCGGAGGGCCCUUCAUACUCCGUUGAUGGCAACUCAGUGUACUGGCAGAAGUGGCGUUUCCGCGUGGGUUUCAAUGCACGCGAGGGUUUGGUUAUCUACAACGUCACUUACGACAACCGCAAUCUAUUCUAUCGCUUGGCUGUGUCUGAAAUGACUGUUCCAUACGGAGACCCACGUGCUCCUUACCACCGCAAGCAGGCAUUCGAUGUCGGUGAUACUGGCUUUGGAAUGAAUGCCAAUCAGCUGGCAUUGGGAUGUGACUGCCUGGGUCACAUCAAAUAUUUCGAUGGAUAUCGCAAUGAUUGCAAGGGAAACCCGUUGCAGUUGAAGAAUGUGAUUUGCAUGCACGAACAGGACAAUGGUUUGCAGCACAAGCAUACCAACUAUCGCUCGGGUGCUGCGACUGUCGUGCGUAAUCGCCAGCUUGUCUUGCAAAUGAUUUGCACCGUAGCCAACUACGAAUACAUCUUCAACUACAUCUUUGACCAAGCCGCCAAUGUCGAAUUGGAAGUCCGUGCUACUGGUAUCCUUUCCACAGUGCCAUUUGACAACGAGACUGGACAAACCGUUCCAUGGGGUACCAAUGUCGGUCCAGGUGUUAUGGCUCCCUUCCAUCAACACAUGUUCUCGCUUCGCGUGGACCCUGCCAUUGAUGGAUUCAAGAACACCAUUUACUACGAGGACAGCGUUCCUAUGCCCGAAGACGAAAAGAACCCCUACCUCGUGGGAUAUGUUUCCGAGCCCACGGUCAUGCGCACAUCUGGCACAGCUAACACAAGUGUGGAUCGUAGCCGUGUUUUCAAGAUUCGCAACGACAGCGUCACCAAUCCGAUCACCUACAAGCCCGUUGCCUACAAGCUCAUGGCAGCUCCUAGCCAAAUGCUUCUUGUCAGCAAGAACGCUCCAGGCUACCGCCGCGCAGAGUUCGCUACCAAACCCAUCUGGGUGACCAAAUACCAAGACGACGAAUUGUACGCCGCAGGCGAGUUCACCAACCAGAGUCGCCGUGCCGAGGGUGUUGAGACCUGGGUUCAGCGCAAGGAUAACACAGAGAAUGAGGAUGUCGUUUUAUGGCACACCUUCGGCCUCACUCACAAUCCUCGCAUCGAGGACUUCCCCGUCAUGCCCAUGGAGCGAAUCAGUGUCAUGUUGAAGCCAGAUGGCUUCUUCAACAAGAACCCUGCUCUUGACGUCCCGCAAUCUUCUCAGCUGUUCAACAAAUCCUCUCUUCACCCUGAAGAGGAGCCUGCCUCUUGCUGUGCUGGAUCUUCGUCCGCUGGCACCAAGGCCAAAUUGUACAAGCGGAUUGAUUAG
This is a messenger RNA of Penicillium salamii, 2265 nucleotides long. Lineage: Eukaryota; Fungi; Ascomycota; Eurotiomycetes; Eurotiales; Aspergillaceae. The record is from the annotation of a GenBank genome assembly.